Anolis sagrei ordinatus is the source of this 5248-nucleotide messenger RNA. RefSeq names its product solute carrier family 28 member 3 (gene SLC28A3). Gene Ontology annotation, biological process: pyrimidine nucleoside transport; purine nucleoside transmembrane transport. The record is from RefSeq and is a predicted model, not a curated record. Gene Ontology annotation, molecular function: purine-specific nucleoside:sodium symporter activity; pyrimidine- and adenosine-specific:sodium symporter activity. Gene Ontology annotation, cellular component: plasma membrane. Lineage: Eukaryota; Metazoa; Chordata; Lepidosauria; Squamata; Anolidae.
UAUUGUUGCUGGUUGCACAGGGUUGAAAAGAAUCCAAAGUUUUGAAAAACAUAGUUAUUCUGGCUAAACAUAUGGCUGCGCCAGAAGUUAACAACAUUGCUUCUAAUAGCUACAGGAACCCUGCAUUUGAGGGGGAUAUUGAAAAAGACAGUCCAAAUGAGAAAAAUGAUAUUGCAUUUAGAAACAGAAACUUGGAAAAUGGCAAUUCUCUACAUCCUGAAGAACAUGAUGCAAACAUCAAUAUUGAGAUGGAUGACCAAGUGAGUAAACAUGAAUCACAUUCAAAAUCUGUCUUCCAAAGGUAUCUUGAAAAGAAAUAUGAUAUGGCCCUUCACUUUUUCAAGAAACAUAAAACCAUAAUUCGACGAGUGGUUUAUGGAAUAUUGGCCGCAGCUUAUCUGGCAAUGGUAAUUGCAGCCUGUACCUUGAAUUUUCACAGAGCUUUGCCUCUCUUUGUCCUGACUGUCCUUGCCAUCUUUUUCAUUUGCUGGGACUUUCUGAUGGCCAAAUAUGAGAACAGAAUUGCUAAAUCUCUUUCUCCUUUUGGAAAGUUUCUGAGUAAACAGUGGUUUUGGCUGAAAUGGGUAGUGUGGAUCUCUCUAAUAACUGCCAUUGUAUGCUGGCUUAUCUUUGACACUGCCAAACAAGGAACCAGACAGCUCAUAUCCUUUGGUGGACUAGUUGUGUAUGUUCUCUUGAUGCUGAUUUUUUCUAAAUAUCCAACAAAGGUUAUAUGGAGACCAGUGUUAUGGGGAAUAGGACUGCAAUUUGUCCUUGGACUAAUAACAUUAAGAACAAAAGUAGGAUUUGAUGCAUUUGAAUGGCUUGGUGCACAAGUACAGACUUUCUUGGGAUACACAGAUGCUGGGUCUAAAUUUGUGUUCGGGGAAAAAUACAUGGAUCAUUUCUUUGCCUUCAAGGUGCUGCCUAUAGUCAUUUUCUUCAGCACUGUGAUGUCUGUGCUGUACCAUGUUGGAUUCAUGCAGUGGCUUAUUAAAAAGGUUGGAUGGAUAAUGCAAAUUACCUUAGGGACAACCCCUGUUGAAUCCUUAGUUGCAGCCGGCAAUAUAUUUGUGGGGCAGUCAGAAUCUCCGCUCUUAGUGAAGCCCUAUUUGCCAUAUGUUACAAAGUCAGAACUCCAUGCUAUCAUGACAGCAGGGUUUGCCACCAUCGCUGGAAGUGUCUUAGGGGCAUAUAUUUCUUUUGGGGUUUCAGCUACCCAUUUAUUAACUGCUUCUGUGAUGUCAGCUCCAGCAGCUUUGGCUAUUGCCAAGCUCUUUUGGCCUGAAACUGAGCAACCCCAAAUAACUGUACAGCGGAGCACAAACCUUGGAAAAGGGGACUCCCAAAAUCUGUUGGAAGCAGCCAGCCAAGGUGCCUCUUCGUCCAUCUUCCUGGUGGCAAACAUCGCUGCGACUCUGAUUGCCUUCCUUGCCGUCUUGGCUUUCUGUAAUGCAGCCUUGUCCUGGCUGGGAAACAUGUUUGACUAUCCGCAGCUCAACUUUGAGAUAAUUUGUGCCUAUGUUUUCAUGCCAUUUUCUUUCAUCAUGGGAGUCGACUGGGAAGACAGUUUUAUUGUCGGUGGACUUCUAGGUUAUAAGACUUUCUUCAAUGAAUUUGUGGCUUAUGAACACCUAUCAAAAUUGAUUCAGCUAAGGAAGAAAGGAGGGGAAUUGUACAGCAAUGGUGUGAAACAAUAUUUGAGUAUCCGGUCAGAAACCAUUGCCACUUAUGCCCUGUGUGGAUUUGCCAACUUUGGUUCCUUAGGAGUGGUAAUUAGUGCUUUGACUGCCUUAGCUCCCUCCAGGAAGAAAGACAUUGCCAAUGGGGCCUUCCGGGCCAUGGUUGCGGGCACUGUGGCCUGCUUCAUGACUGCUUGCAUUGCAGGAAUAUUAUCUGUGGCAGUAGAUCCAUGCACUGCUUUAUUAGAAAACAUGACUACCAAUAGUACAGAGAUAGUUACAUGUUGUUUAAAGCUCAUCAACAGUGCAAACAGUUCUACAGAGAUCUUCCUGAAAACAAACAGCAAUGUAACCUUGACUGGAUGUUGUACAUUUCUGUACCAACCCACAAUUAACUGCAGCUGGACAAAUACAUUAUUUUAAACUGAGAUGUUUUUUGUAAGAAACAGACCUAUAAAAACUUCCUCACUGGAAGGGGUCUUAAGUGUAUCUUGUGGCAAACAUAAUAACAAAAUGGGGGGGGGGGAGAGAAAAUAUCCGACAAGUCAUGCAGCACAGCAUCCUUUAUUUAAGUGUGUUGCUUUAUUUAAGUGCGUUGCUUAUUUAACUCACAUUGCUUCUGGGAAACUAUCCUCACCCAGUUGAUACUUCCAAGAGCAAAAUAAGCUCUUUGAAGGACUGAUUUUGGCAAGGAGUUAGGUUCCUGCUCCCAUUCAGCCUUCCUCUGUAUUUGUUUAUAUUUUCAUCUGUGUCUUUUUGUUCAAUAAUCAUCAUCAUCUUAAAAGCUAAGAAGAAGUUGGAACUUAAUGUCAUAUACUGUCUGGUUUUGAAACAGCAAUCAAAAGGCACACGGUCUCUACAAAAUGAAUUUGUGAUGAAACAGUGAAGAAAAUAAAAUAUUCCAUCAACUAAAACAAAGACAAAUGCUAACAGUGUAGAUCAGUGGUUCCUAACCUGUAGUCCAUGGACCACCAAUGGUCCACAAGAACUAAAAUAUGGCCUGCAGCCUCAUCGUUGCUACACCAUUACAACGAGAGUGACUGGUCUCGCAAAACCCUCUUAUAGUGCCGAGGCUUAUUAAAUUUUGUGGACAAGCAGAUGGUGACUACUGGAUGGCAUAUGUUCUGUAUUAGAAACUAGAGCUGAUAUGGUCUAGCCAAUGCAAUUUUCUGAAUCAGCACCUCAAAUAACCAAACCAAAUCUUAAGUUGACCAAAAACUGAUUCAUAACCCUUUUGGUACUAAAGUUGGAGAGUGGUCCCUGGUCAGAGUGGUCCCUGGUCAAAAAAAGAUUGGGAACCACUGGUGUAGAUGGUAUGUAAGGAGAUGCGAAAUAGUAACUUUCUUGUACUCUAAUUGGCUAUUGGCAAAGGAUAGUUGGGUCUUCAGCAUGAUUUAUCUUAGGGAAGCAAAAGGGUUUGUUGUACAGAAUGAAAAGUUAAAAGUUUCAAGUUUUGAGUAAACCUCUGUCAUAUUCUUCAUAAUACUUUAUCCAGUUCUAGAAACCCAAAAGAUAUUGCCUUCCUGAAUACUUGAAAUUGUCUCCUUAUGCUUGGAAACAUUUUCCCAUAAUAAACUGGGCAUCAUUUCUAUAGUAAGAGAGACUAUAUUGAUGGCGCAGAUAAUUUUAACUGACUAAUAAAAGAACACAUACUUCAGCACAUGCAUAAUGCUUUCUGUAGUACAUAUAUCAUUGCUGUUUGCAUUCUUGGUAAAUACAUGCCUAUUCGGGAACUCCAUGUAUGUUCAAAACCCCUCCUAGGAAACAAGAUUAGUCUGUGCUUGUACAUUAUUUAUUUUCUUAUGUAUUUAUUGAUUUUGAGUUGGUGUAUACUUUUUGUAAGCUAACGGCACCAGCACAGUCUAGAAAACAGGACAUAAUACAAAUCAAAAUUAACUACAAUUUAAAAAGACAAACUGCACAAAAUGGGCAGUUCUACCAUCUAGCCUCCUAAACCAGUUUAAAAUGUCUGAACUCAUAGAUCUGCGCUGACAGUGACUAAUCUUCAGGUUAUGGUGAAAGCUCUGUGAAAAUGAUGACACUUUAAAGUUGAACUCCAUGGUUGUGGCUUUUGAGAUAUAUUAAACAGGUGAGUAAAAGAAGACAUAAUAAAAAAGCACAAUGAAGGUGUAAAAAUUAUCUGUGGAAUGGAACAUGUACAUAGAAGAGUUUCUCUCUUGCAAGAUUAGAGCCUGGGGUCACUCAUUGAACUUGAAUGUUGUAAGGAUUCAGGACAGACAAAAGGAAUUUCUUAUCACAUCACACAAAGUUAAACUGUCAGAUUCACUGACACAAGACAUAAUAGUGGCUGAUAAUUUUGGAGGUUUCAGAAGAGGAAUGGAUAAAGAAUGGACCAUAAAUGGCUGCUAAACUCCAGCCCUGUGUGUGAGCUUCCUAUGAGCAACUGUUUGGUAUUAUAUGAACAGAAUCAGACACAACUAGACUUAAUGUUAGGGGAACCUUUUAGCUUUACCAAGAGGACUAUUUCCAAAAUAUUUUUUUAAAACAGAAAGAAUAAGAAUAUGUGCUAACCUGGGCAAAAAAUGUUGGAAGGGUAAUUGAUAUUGACCAAUGGGAACAUAUUUGGAAAGACAUGGUGAGUUUUAUGUGUUCUAGCAGUCUUAAAGAAAAUUGUUAUAAAGUCCAAUAUCAAUGGGAUUUAGCUCCACAGAUGCUAGCUAAAAUAUAUAAAACCAGGAAAUACUUAUGCUGGGAAUGUGGCAAAGAAAAAGGUACACUCUGUCAUAUGUUAAGGAACUGUAAAACGUUAAGAACUAUUGAAAGAACAAUUAAUACUAUUUUACCAUUAGAAUUAGAAUUUGUGCUGCAGUUGUAUCUCCUCAACAUGAUAGAUGUACAAAUCAAUAAGCCUACAAGUAGAAGAAUUGUGUAUGUGAUUACAACAGAAAGGAUAGUAUUGGUAAAAAGUGGAAAAUAACUGAAGUACCUUCCAUCUAUGAUUGGCAACUGAAAUUAAGAUAAGUCAUGGAAAUUGACAAAUUAACUAGAAUAAUGAAAGGGAGCUCUCUAAGCAAGGUGUGGAAAGAGUAGGAGAAAACAGAGAAAUAUUUUAAGGAAGAUGUAGUCUCAGUAAACAAAAAUAAGCAUUGGGUAUUUAAGUUCCAAGAUGAAGUACUUUUGCCACAUCAUGAGAAGAAAGGAAAGCUUAGAGAAGACAAUGAUGCUGGGGAAAAUGGAAAGAAAAAGGAAGAGAGGCUGACCAAGGGCAAGAUGGAUGGAUGGUAUCCUUGAAGUGACUGGAUUGACCUUGAAGGAGCUGGGGGUGGUGACGACCGACAGGGAGCUCUGGCGUGGACUGGUCCAUGAAGUCACGAAGAGUCGGAAAUGACUGAGCGAAUGAACAAUAACAAUUUAAGUUCCUCUUUUUACCAAAUGGAGACCAGAAGACUUAAGAAGAACCUUUACCUUAAAGGGAGGGAAGGAAGUAGUGUCUUUUUAUUUAUUGUUGAAUUGGAUUAUGUUACAUUUUCUUGGUUUUUGUGUGUAUUUUCUUCUUUGUAUCUUAUGGUUUUGUAUGUUUUUCUUUCUUUCCUUCUAAAAAUAAA